This is a messenger RNA of Parnassius mnemosyne (clouded apollo), 4029 nucleotides long. The record is from the annotation of a GenBank genome assembly. Lineage: Eukaryota; Metazoa; Arthropoda; Insecta; Lepidoptera; Papilionidae.
AUGGAAACUUCCAAAGUUUGGAAAUAUUUCAAGAAAAAUAAGGACGCCUCAAAUGCGCAAUGUCUAAAAUGUCCUAAAACCAUAGCCUGUAAAGGAUCAAACACAAGCGGACUAGUGAGGCAUUUAGCUCAUGUACACAAAAUUGAUGUAAGAUCCACCGAGGUUAAAAUGGACACAGAAGAAGCAUCUACCAGUUCGUCUAGUUCCGGGGUGACGGCACCAAAAAAAUUAAGAAGUGAUUUUGAAACUAUGCACGUACAGCAAACACUGAAAUUUGACGUUCAACCCAGAAAAUCGUUAGGUGAAAUUUUAGCUAAACUUUCAGCCCAAGAUGGUUUUACUAUAAGAGGCAUUACUAAUAGUGAAUUUAUCCGUGAAUCACUUGCUGCCAAGGGGUAUAAACUUCCAAAGACCCAAACCGAAGUUAUGAACCUAAUAUUGAAGUUUUAUGAUGAAAAGGAGAAAGAGAUGAUAAAAGAGCUUUCUCAGCUUUGCACAUCACCAUCAGGAAACCGGCUAAGUGUGACAAUUGACGAGUGGACGAGCAUACGAAACAGACGAUAUUUUAGCGUCUGUGUUCAUACAGCAGAGGCAAAAGUUUACAAUUUGGGGCUAGUUUACAUACCCGGAAAAUGCGGUGCCGCAGAGGUUAGAGAAAUAGUAGAGGAGCGUUUGAAAUACUUUGGGGUAAACUUCGAGCAUUAUGUCUUGGCCGUAACAAGCGACGGGCCAAAUGUUAUGAAAAAAUUUGGCAGAGAGAGCCCCUGUGAGAUGGUCCUCUGUGUAAACCAUGCCAUCCAUUUGGCUAUUCUUGAUACCUUUUGCAAAAAAAAAACAGUAACUACAGUUGCUAGAAGAAACACACCUGUUAGCGACGAUGAACACAGCAGCUCUGAUGAAGCCAGCACUGAUAACGAUGACGAAGAAUCUGAUGAUGAAUCUAUAUUGCAGCCUAUUGACGACAUAAACAAAGUGCUAAAUGAGACCCGUUCGAUCAUAAGAUUUUUCAGAAAGAGUCCCCUUAGAAAUAUCACACUACAAAAACAUGUGAAGACUGAAUUCGGGGCCGAACUAGUCUUAUUACAGGAUGUCAGAACUAGGUGGAAUUCAAUGCUAACAAUGAUUGAGCGUUUCUUGAAGUUAAAAAAUUCCAUUAAAAAAGCCUUGAUUGAUUUAGAUAGCUCAUUUAAAUGGAAGGAGGAAAAUAUUCCUAUGCUACAAAAAUUGCGGUUGAUAUUGACGCCAACUAAACUUGCAGUUGAAGCAUUGAGCAGACAAGAUGCCAAUUUACUAACUGCAGAGGCUAUAACAGAUGUGUUGCUAAAACAAUUAGAAAGUAUCGACGACCCUUUGGCUCUUCAGUUAGUAGAAUCUCUUAAAAUGAAAAUAUCAGAUCGUCGGAAUACACCUCUAAUAUCGCUGCUACGCUACCUAAACAGCCCCGAUAAUUUUAUUCUCAAAAAGAGUGCUUAUUUUACCGAUAAUAGCAAGACAUUUUUAAUUGGAUACGCUGAAGACUUAUUCAAUCGUCUAUACCCCACUGUUCCCACUACUACAGAACCUUCGACAGGAAAUAAUUCAGAAGUUGUCGAAGCAGGCGUAAGCGAAUCAGAAACUGAACAAGACAGCUUUGCAGCUCAAUUAGAGAGAGCAAUAAAAGGUGUUUCGAGAAAUGGUGAAUCAACUAAUGCUGUGGUGCUUUCCAAAUCAAUUAUAAAAAAAGAGUUUUUGCUAUUUGAAAAAACAGGCAAGAGGACCCCUAAUCUGGAAACACUAUACAAAGCAUUAAUUUCAGUCAAGCCGACUUCAACAGAAAAUGAAAGGGUAUUUUCCAUAUCGGGAAAUGUGGUCAAUACCGGGGCCGUGUUUACCUUCGGCAAGUCUCGCUUCGCCGACAACGAGCCCAGUCACUUCUUCAUCAAGAACGAUCCUAUCGUCGCCAUCUCCUGCGGUGAUGAGCACAGUGCUGUGAUAUGCCAGAAUGGACGUGUGUUCGUGUUCGGUGGGAACGCGUGGGGCCAGCUGGGACUGGGUCACAAGGACGAGGUGACGCGGCCCAGCUGCGUCAAGUGGCUGAAGCCUCACCGUGCCAUGUUCGUCGCAUGCGGCCGCGCGCACACAAUCUUCGUUACAGACACCAACGCAAUUUACACCGUUGGCUGCAACGAGGAGGGUCAGCUGGGCUGCGGUGACAUGGAGCCGCGCAGCGUGCCCCAGUACGUGGAGUUAGACUCCGUGCCCAUUAAGCAGGUGUCAGCCGGCAGCAACCAUACAGCCAUUCUCACAGAGGACGGUCGUGUGUUCGUGUGCGGUUCCAACACGGAGGGGCAACUGGGGCUGGGCGAGGGCUCGCGGAACUGCGCCAACUUCACCGAGCUCAAGUUCAUGGAGAAAAUCGCCUUCGUCGAGUGCGGAUACUAUCACACCGUCUUCAUUACCGCUAAAGGAGCAGUGUUUAUGACCGGCGACAACGAAAACGGGAAACUUGGGAUCCACAACACAGCUUCUACGAUCUACGCACCGGAAGUGUUGCCAAUAGACGUGCCUAUCAAGAGCGCUUGUUGCGGUGCUAACCACACUUUUCUAUUAUCUAUGGACGAAAGUCGAAUACUGGCCUUUGGGUCCAACGAAAGAGGACAGCUUGGGAUGCCGGAGGGAGUUGAAAAUGUCACCACACCCACCGAGAUAGACAUGGAGAUGUUCGACGGUUAUCAGCUGAAACUAGUCGCUUGCGGUGCGAUGCAUACUGCGUUUGUCACAGAUAACGGUCUACUUUACACGUGCGGCGAGUCGCGACACAACAAACUAUGUUUGGAGGAGGAAAAUGACGCCAAUAACUCAAACGAGGCAGUUCCCAAUCAAUACACGCCUAAACGGGUCACCGCCAUGAAUGGUUACAUUGUCGACAACGUAGCUUGCGGUGGAUGCCACACUCUAAUUACAGCCACUAAAGAUACGUACAAAGAUUUUGCAAACAACGGGUUUAAUGCAGUACAUGCAGAAACACAAAAACUAUCAUUAACUGAACUACCGCCGUUACAAAAAAUACCAGGACUUAAUAAAGCUGAAGAUAUGAUAAUAAAUGACAACACAAAUCUUAACAACAACGAACAUUAUAUAGACAAUAUAAAUGGAAAUAAUAACGAUGAAAUCGGAUCGAUAGACUCACUAGAAGCGAAUGUCAGUGGUUCACACAUUGUAAACAUAAAUGACCUUGACGAAAAUGGAAGUACGCACGGCAUACUGGACAUAAACAAAGACAAUAGCGAAACGUUUUCAGCCUUGAAUAGUGGAAUAAAAAGUACGAUUGCAGCUAUCGAAACCGAUAUGAAAGAAGCCAUUGGCAAUGCUGAAAAAUCAAUUGAAAUAUCUAAAGAAAAAGUCGAAAAUACUAUUCAAGACUUCAAGGAAGACACAAUUAAGAAAAUGGAAGUAGUUGAAGAUAUUAUACAAAAAACAGAAGUAAAAUUGGAUCCAUUACACAUUGAUGAAAAAAAAUCUCUUGGAAUACCGGAUAUAACAGCAGAAAUUGCCAAUUCUCCGCCUCCAAAAACACCGAUCAUUCAGGAUUUGCUCCAUAUACCAGACAUAAGUCAAAUGAGUCCAGCUAUAAGUAAACAUAGUGAUGAUGGACAAAAAAGUGAUACUGGCCAGUCGGAAAAUGAAACUAUUCCCUGUGGAUCGGAUAAAUCUAGUCCUCAAGCGGGAAAAUCUGCUAAAACACAAGCAGUAAUGCCCAUAGUGAGGAGUGAAGAUCAUAUUGACUCUCACAAUGAAACUGCUAAUAACGAAGAAGCGGAUGUGGUUGUACAUAAACUUGAGGAGAAAGGACGCUUCGCACGUAUCUUCCAAUCUAUUAGAGAUAAGGAAAACUCUUGCAUGGGAAAAGGAAAAGUUAUAGAAGAAAAAGUUGUGGAAAAUAUUCACAAAGGGUUGGAUAACACAGAAGAAACUGUAACUAAGGUGGAAGAAAGAGUGGAAAUCGAGAUUAGGAACCACACAAACUCCAGAACGUGCACCAUUUUAUAA